Acanthoscelides obtectus is the source of this 618-nucleotide messenger RNA. Lineage: Eukaryota; Metazoa; Arthropoda; Insecta; Coleoptera; Chrysomelidae. The record is from the annotation of a GenBank genome assembly.
GUAACUUGUUGCUAUUUCCGAUGCUCUCGUGUAGCAGUUCAACAGCCACAACCUGCGUUAGUGAAGAAAUUUCACAGUCAGCGCUGCUUUCGCCGGGUUGUGGUAAUUUUGAUAGAAAUCGGCUUCCUGUGGUGAAUUUUGUUGUCGCGGCCCUUUUCUCACCCUCUUGGGUACUCAGUCGUUGUUGCAGCUGCACCCAAACUAUCGAGCUGAGGGGAGCAGUCUGUAUUAACUCUCCGACACGAUCUAUAAGUAGGACUCACGUCCAAGAGGAAAGUCUCCCAUUUCCGUGGACCGUCAUUGUUCGAGGUUGAGAGAAACCCUAUAAGCAAAGUGACGUCAUUCUAAAUCCAAUAUGACGGCCGCUGCAUAAUAGCAAUUUACAUUUUUCACAGUCACUCCUAUGAUACAGGUAGCAAAUGAAAAGGCUUGAUGACAGAAUCGCAAUAAGCACAUGACGUCAUUCUAAAUCCAAUAGGGUGGCCGCCGCAAAAUGUAGAUUCAUAAUUUUCAUGAUCACCGCUAUGAUGUGGGUAUAAAAUGAGAGGGCUUAACGGGAGAAAUACAAUAAGCAAAUAACAUCAUCCUAAAUUUCACAUGGUGAUCGCUGCAAAAUAU